AUGAGCUCUGCUUCGUGUUAUUUACCUUUUGUUGCCUGUUUCCUUUCCCGAUUUGCCCGGUUUCCUCCACACCUUUUCAACUUGUUGUGCUGUUGGACACCCUUUACCAUCCUUCGUAUUAUUUCCCACAAUAAUAAAAAAGAGGAUAUGAUGUGCAAUUCCUUUGUUGCCCUUUUGGUUUCUCUCGCGUUAUCCCGUGGGAGCUUCGCUGAUGUGGACGUUGGCGACUCCAAAGGGCGGCCAGCGGAUGAGUGCCGCUUAUUGGGAUUUGACAAACCUAGUGUUCGUUGUCGUCAUUGUACACUCCUGAAGCAGCACACAACAAAUUUCACGCUGUAUGAAGAGUGUCUGGCUUGCUGUGUAGAUGAGAAGGUCCCACAGCUGUUAUGGUACGCCACGGCCCGGUUAGUGGUGAAGAGCAAAUCCCGGGACGAACCUGAUCGAGAAGUGGAUAAAUUCUUAGCGAAGUAUAGGAAUAAAUUUGGGAACCGCUUACAGGUAGUGAACAGUGCAAUUGGGCAACCGACACAUCUGAUCAUGGUGGGCGAACGCGGCACCAGGGAUGCGCAGUGGGUCGUCGAAGACUGGUCGGUAAGCUCUCUGCAUGAUUACCUGGUGCGGGCGUUCAAUAUGGAGACGGAGGAACUUUUGUAA
Trypanosoma brucei brucei TREU927 is the source of this 654-nucleotide messenger RNA. RefSeq lists its product as hypothetical. The record is from RefSeq and is a predicted model, not a curated record. Gene Ontology annotation, cellular component: endoplasmic reticulum lumen. Lineage: Eukaryota; Euglenozoa; Kinetoplastea; Trypanosomatida; Trypanosomatidae. Gene Ontology annotation, molecular function: oxidoreductase activity. Bases 1 to 654 code for a protein of 217 amino acids. The transcript has a single exon.